Anopheles marshallii is the source of this 1089-nucleotide messenger RNA. RefSeq lists its product as uncharacterized. The transcript has 5 exons. Lineage: Eukaryota; Metazoa; Arthropoda; Insecta; Diptera; Culicidae. The record is from RefSeq and is a predicted model, not a curated record. Bases 1 to 1089 code for a protein of 362 amino acids. Gene Ontology annotation, molecular function: serine hydrolase activity.
AUGUUGUUCCCAUUGUCGUCCCGCACGCUAUUGAACCGUUGGAUUAAUCAUUUUGACGUUCUUGAAAUAUCUGCAAAAACCAGGCAACACCGGCUAAUCGGCAGAAGAGGUCAAUUGUCCGUUCUAGUGCAAUUUACCGCUCCUUACAGUGGGCUGAGAGAACGACUAAAGAAAACUAUUAGCUCGGAUAUUAGAGGAUACAGAUAUAAACAGUAUUCUCAAAUGUUGCCAUCCCAUCCAACCAUGGCAUCGCGUGGUCCAAUAGAACCAGCAUGUUUUACGAAAAACAUGACUUUUUUUACCAACCAGAAGCAAACCUACGAAAAAGAUAAUCAAUCUUUACGGUUAACGGUGGCGCUUGACAAGCCGUUGGUUUUCAUCUUUGCCUGGUUACAAGCAUCGGAAAAACAUCUGGCAAAGUACGCCGAAUUUUACCUGGAGCAAGGCUUCGAUGUGCUAUGCGUCCAUAUAACACCAUGGCAAUUGGUGUGGCCAGUUUACGGUUCGCAGAAAGUUGCAGCGGAUAUCGUGAAGUUUCUCUCCAACAACGACUUUCCCGAGGGCAUUGUGAUACACGGGUUUUCCGUCGGAGGCUACCUUUGGGGUGAGUGUUUGGUGAAGCUACAUGCUAACCCGACCGGCAGACGUGUGCUGGAGAAAAUCCGUGGUCAGGUGUGGGAUAGUUUGGCGGAUAUAACGGAAAUCCCGGUUGGUGUACCGCACGCAGUUUUGCCCCACAAUCCAACGCUCCAGGGCGUCCUACGUAAUUACAUGAACUACCACAUGAAGCUGUUCCACGAGGAAGCUACACAGUACUACGUUAAAUGUACACAUCUCUUCCAUCACGAACCGGCCCUGUGUCCGGCAUUGCUGCUCGUUUCGAAAACCGAUCCAGUCGGUACGGAAAAGGCAAACAAUCGGCUACGUGAUAUUUGGGAGUCGGUCGGUGUGAAGACGUCGUUGAAGUGCUGGGAUAAGUCGCCCCAUGUUGGACACUUCCACAAGCAUCGAGACGAGUACAUUGAGUUGCUGCUCGCACACCUUCGUGCCCUCGAUUUACCGAUGUACAAUCGAAAAGCUAAGCUCUAA